CCUUUUCCUUGGAAAGUCUCUGCCCCACAAUGGCAAAGCUGCCCUGACUCAGGGGACUUUAUGUUUUAUCACCAGGAAACGCCCAGAGGUUGUGACAGUGACCAAAUGGAAGGCGCCGGUUGUGUGGGAAGGCACUUACAACAAAGCCAUCCUAGAAAAUUAUUAUGCCAAACAGAAAAUUACCGUGGGAUUGACGGUUUUUGCUAUUGGAAGGUAUAUUGAACAUUACUUGGAGGAGUUCGUAAUAUCUGCUAAUAGGUACUUCAUGGUCGGCCACAAAGUCAUAUUUUACGUCAUGGUGGAUGAUGUCUCCAAGGUGCCGUUUAUAGAGCUGGAUCCUCUGCGUUCCUUCAAAGUGUUUGAGGUCAAACCAGAGAAGAGGUGGCAAGACAUCAGCAUGAUGCGUAUGAAGACCAUCGGGGAGCACAUCUUGGCCCACAUCCAACAUGAGGUUGACUUCCUCUUCUGCAUGGAUGUGGACCAGGUCUUCCAAGACCAUUUUGGGGUGGAGACCCUGGGCCAGUCGGUGGCUCAGCUACAGGCCUGGUUUUACAAGGCAGAUCCUGAUGACUUUACCUAUGAGAGGCGGAAAGAGUCGGCAGCAUAUAUUCCAUUUGGCCAGGGGGAUUUUUAUUACCACGCAGCCAUUUUUGGAGGAACACCCAUUCAGGUUCUCAACAUCACCCAGGAGUGCUUUAAGGGAAUCCUCCUGGACAAGAAAAAUGACAUAGAAGCCGAGUGGCAUGAUGAAAGCCACCUAAACAAGUAUUUCCUUCUCAACAAACCCUCUAAAAUCUUAUCUCCAGAAUACUGCUGGGAUUAUCAUAUAGGCCUGCCUUCAGAUAUUAAAACUGUCAAGCUAUCAUGGCAGACAAAAGAAUAUAAUUUGGUUAGAAAUAACGUCUGACUUCAAAUUGUGCCAGUAGAUUUAUCAAUUUGAGAGAGGAGUAUUCUGGCAACUUCCUCAGAAAAGUAACACUUAAUUUCAACUUAAAAAAAAUACUAAUGAAACACCAACAUGGCAAACACAUACCAUUCCUCCUUGUAACGUGGGGCCUUGUAAUGUGGGAGAAUGAAUCUAGAUCAAUCAGAUGUAAAUUCCUAGUGAUUUCUUAUCUAUUCUGGGUUUGGGGGAAAUACUAUCAACUGAAUCAAAAAGAACUUGUCAUAGGCAAAGAUAAAGCCAGAAACACUCUACGCAUGCCAGAUAACAUGCUGGAGAAAAGGGUGCUAAGGGAAGCGUUUGGCAGCAAGAUAUGAUUGUAAGGGGUUGUCCCUUGAGUUCAAUGUCUGCCUAUUUCUGGUGGGUCUAAAGUAACAUGGAGUUACUUUGCAGCAGAGCUCUCAGUAAAGACACCAUUUACCUUGGCAAUCCUCAAAAGGUUUCAACAGCAGAUUGCUUCAGGCCAUCUGUAGUCCAUCCUUUUCUCAUCAGGAUGUUGUUUGGCUUCCGUGUGAAAGAUUGGUGAGUGUCCCAGUAGAUAUCAUGGUGGUGCAUGAUCGGAGUCUCAAGGAAUCUGAAUGAGCCAAGGUGCCCAGAGUGAAGUAAAAGCAAAGCCUCGACAUGAGUUUGCCAUGAAACAGCAAAGAGCGAGUGAAAGAGAGGAGCCAUCACUGUGGGGCAGAGCCAUCCUGGAGGCACUUAGGGCAUGGGGUUGGUGCUU
Saimiri boliviensis boliviensis (Bolivian squirrel monkey) is the source of this 1664-nucleotide messenger RNA. NCBI's taxonomy places the organism in Eukaryota, Metazoa, Chordata, Mammalia, Primates, Cebidae. The record is from RefSeq and is a predicted model, not a curated record.